GGAUUUCGUUCAAACAUUUGUGUUUUGAUUCGUGAUAAACUUGUGACAUUUGUUUGAGACAGACGUCGAGCGAUGACCGCCGCCUCCCGCCCGUCACCUUCGCGGGUGCCUUCCUCGCGGUCCUUGAUGUAUGUGCUGAUGAUAUUCGUCGUGUCUGCCACGUUGCUCUCCAUGACGAUGCUCGACAUCUCGCCAUUCAUGAACGAACAUCUCCCAAAGUACCAUAUCCGCGCCGAGACCGUGGCGUCGACCGGGAUCAAGACCAAGUCGCGCGGCAUCCUCAUCUGCCUGUUCGACGCGAUGAUUCCCAUGACGGUAUCCUUGAUCCAAGAGCUGCGCACUCUCGGAUACACGGACGUGAUCCAGUUGUACCAUUGCAACGGCGAGCUGUCGUCGAUCUCUCAGCGCAUGCUUCAUGACGUCGACUCGAACAUUGAGAUCGUUGACGGGUGUGUGGAGAUGCAGGCCCUCGGCAAGUUGCGACACCAAGACGUCAACGGGUACCGUAGCUUUUGGCUCAAGCCGCUGGCGCUGGUGCACACGCGGCUCGACGAGGUGAUCCUCAUGGACGCAGACGAUUUGGUCUUCCAGAACCCGUCCCGACUCUUUGACGUUCCAGGAUACAAAGACACCGGCACAAUCUUCUUCUACGACCGCGAAAUCCUCAAGCACGAGUACUUAAACGGGAAUUACAACGACCAGACCAAUCUACAUGCUUUGGUGGACACGUUCAACUACGCUGGGGUUGGCUUGACGAAGAAUCCGUCGGCGCAUUUGCUGUCGUCAUUGGCUUGGCAUGGACAUGCCGCCCAUGAACAGGACUCGUCCAUUGUCGUCGUGCACAAGUCCAAGGCCCCUCGAGCGAUGACUGUGCUGUGGACGAUCUUGCAACAUGACCGCCAUCGCAUUGGGUUUAGUUAUGGGGACAAGGAAUUGUUCUGGAUGGCGUACGAACUUGCGCAGGAACCCUACUUUUUCUCGCCGUGGGCCAACACGGGCGCGGAAAAGCCGGGUAAUAUGGCGAACCACCCGGAUACCAUUUGCGGCGGGUUGGCGCAAUUCAUGCCGCUGGUGUCGGGUAAAAGUGAACUGCUUCACAUCAAUGGCGGGUACAUUUUCAACCCGUACUCGAACAACGACAUGCAGUCGAUGACCGAUCCGGACGAACGUGCUAAGCAACUGCUCGACCAAGUGCCGGCGUUCGUGUCCAAGCGGCGGACACGGUCGAAAGCGCUAAAUAAAGCGGAAGAUGACACGGAUCCGCUGGGGUUCUGGCCGCAAGAGUGCCUUGUGAACCGCGGGUCCGAGCCCAUGAGACCUCAGGAUGUCGCCGCCAUUCGCAUCCGGAUAAAAAACGCUGUCGCAGCUGCCGUUACGCAACAACGUUUGCUGCAACAGGCCAGCUAACACGUGCAAACAUGGCCACUCUUACGUGUACUAUAAUUGCCUGGACGACGAUUCAGACUAACUAGUAAUAACGUUAUAAUCGAAUAUACUAGUUCC
Molecule: messenger RNA, 1503 nt
Organism: Aphanomyces astaci
Lineage: Eukaryota; Oomycota; Saprolegniomycetes; Saprolegniales; Verrucalvaceae
Exons: 6
Coding region: 73-1407 (444 amino acids)
Biological process (GO): protein O-linked glycosylation
Cellular component (GO): Golgi apparatus
Molecular function (GO): alpha-1,3-mannosyltransferase activity
Source: RefSeq, a predicted model, not a curated record